UCGAGGUGCCUCGACUAGGGAAGGCCAAGAUGGCUGAUCCAGGGAAGGCCGAGAUGCUUGAUCUAGAGUCGGUCGAGAUGCCUCGUCUAAGGAAGGCCCAAGACGGCUGGACUAGAGAAGGCCAAGAUGAUUGAUCUAGAAUCGGUCGAGAUGCCUCGUCUAGGGAAGGCCGAGAUGAUCGAUCUAGAGUCGGUCGAGAUGCCUCGUCUAGAGAAGGCCGAGAUGAUCGAUCUGGAGUCGGUCGAGACGCCUCGUCUCGGGAAGGCCGAGAUGAUCGAUCUAGAGUCGGUCGAGACGCCUCGCCUAGGGAAGGUCAAGAUGGCCAGUCCAGAGAAGGCCAAGAUGGAUGAUCUAGAAUCGGUCGAGGUGCCUCGACUAGGGAAGGCCAAGAUGGCUGAUCCAGAGAAGGCCAAGAUGACUGAUCUAGAGUCGGUCGAGGUACCUCGUCUAGGGAAGGCCGAGAUGCUUGAUCUAGAGUCGGUCGAGAUGCCUCGUCUAAGGAAGGCCCAAGACGGCUGGACUAGAGAAGGCCAAGAUGAUCGAUCUAGAGUCGGUCAAGACGCCUCAUCUAGGGAAGGCCGAGAUGGUCGAUCUAGAGUCGGUCGAGACGCCUCGUCUAGGGAAGGCCGAGAUGAUCGAUCUAGAGUCGGUCGAGACGCCUCGUCUAGGGAAGGCCAGGAUGGCUGGCCUGGACACGGUCGAGAUGCCUCGUCUAGAGAAGGCCGAGAUGGCUGGUCUAGAGAAGACCAGGAUGACCGAUCUAGAGUCGGUCGAGACGCCUCGUCUAGGAAAGGCCGAGAUGAUCGAUCUGGAGUCGGUCGAGAUGCCUCGUCUAGGAAAGGCCGAGAUGGCUGGUCUAGAGAAGGCCAAGAUGAAGAGGGCUAGAAUGGGCCAGGUUGGCUGCGCUCAAGCUGGUU
Molecule: messenger RNA, 917 nt
Organism: Ornithorhynchus anatinus (platypus)
Lineage: Eukaryota; Metazoa; Chordata; Mammalia; Monotremata; Ornithorhynchidae
Product: titin homolog
Exons: 1
Coding region: 127-885 (252 amino acids)
Source: RefSeq, a predicted model, not a curated record